AUGCCGUCCCUCAAGACUCUGAUGUUCAUGCGCAUCGCGUCCCUGCUCACCGCGGGCGCCUUCACCGUUGCUUGUGUCGGUCUCGCCGGCAAGUCUCUGAAGGACCUUCACGACAACCGUGUCUUCCUUCCCAUGGGCAUCCAGGGUGGCAUUGACGCCAAGGACGUUCUUGGUGCUAUGGGAGCCAUGCUCGGCGCCGCCGGUCUCGGUGUCAUCUGCCCGCUCGGUGUCUUGUACCCCACACUCCCCAAGACAAAACGAGCGGGCCUGAGCAAGCCACCUGGACCGCCCCGUGGUGCGGGGGUCCAAUCACCACGGGCGCAUGUCACUCGCUGCUCCGAGAUCGGUCAUUUCAUCUCCGAGUUCAUCUGGUGGAAGGAGGAGCGCGGUGGAUUCCUUCCCUUCCGCUUCCGUUUCAUCAACGAGAUCAUGCUCGGCAUUUCGUGUAUCUUCCUCCUCGCUGCCUCGAUCGCGGCCGCCAUUAUCUGUGGCACCAAGUCUGCCAAGAUCUGGCUUAACCCCCCGAUGCCCCAGGCUGUUGUCGACGGCAUGCUCAAGGCCACUGGCAAGUCUGUUCGUUACAGGGACCAGAAGGCUUUCCCCGCCAUGAUCAUGGGCUGGCUCGCCUUCUUCUUCCUCGUCAUCUCCCUCAUCCUCACCAUCAUGGCCGGCCUCCACUACCGCCGUGUCGCUGCUGAGCGCCGCUCCUCUAACGGCUCGGCCAACCACCACGAGAAGUUCUCGGAGGCCCGUGAGGACGCCGCUCACGCCUAA
Trichosporon asahii var. asahii CBS 2479 is the source of this 774-nucleotide messenger RNA. RefSeq lists its product as uncharacterized. The coding region runs from base 1 to 774 and encodes 257 amino acids. The record is from RefSeq and is a predicted model, not a curated record. The transcript is spliced from 5 exons. NCBI's taxonomy places the organism in Eukaryota, Fungi, Basidiomycota, Tremellomycetes, Trichosporonales, Trichosporonaceae.